AACAGAGAAGAAGAUAAGAAUCAUUACCAAAAACCGAUACCGAAAAAAAACCCUUUUUUCCUUAUCCACUGUUUUUUUUUAUUCUUUGAUGACAACUUUAAUCUUCUCUCCCAGUGUUUGCCCCGAAAAUCAACUUGACUAAUCACCAACGGAUUACAAAAGUUUACCUAUUUUCUUUUAAUUUUUGUUUCUCUCUCACUCUUAUUGUUUACAAAGUGUUUUGUGUCUCAGUUUCCUCGCAUGAGAUAAUAUAUCCAACAAUAUCGGUGAUUAAUUAGUCGAAAUUUUAAACUACGAAAGUUGGACUUUCACCCAUUUCAUUUGCUCACAGUUUUCUCUUGUUUCAACUGUGGGACUUUUUUUUUCGUAUUUUUCUCUCUGUGAUUUUUUUUCUAUUGACAUUUCUAUCUACUCAUUAUGAAGAAAAGUGAUCGUUUCAUUUUACUUCCUCGAGCUGCCAAUGCUACUCGUGGUUAUGCCAUUGUAAAGAUUAUCCUUUGUUUCCUAUUUUUGGCUUAUUUCGUAAGCCUUGUCGCUUGGACUGUCCAUUCAAUGGCUUUCUUUAAAUCUAAAAUCGAUGAGGAUAAUGAUGUUACCCGAGAAAAUCAGAAAUACAAAACACAUAAUCAUUUCUUUCUCUUCACUGGUCUUUACAUUGGUGCUGCUACUCUUAUUGGACUAUGGGGUAUCCUUAAGGAAAACAUUUCCACCAUUUUUGGUUUCCUUUGUCUAUUUGCAAUUGGCUUUGUGUUCGAGGUAACCGGAGCAUUUAAAUCAAACGAUGAGGAUGUCAGGAAGCUUAAAUUUGUUUCUAUCUCUCUGGAACCAAUACUUAUGGUUCUUGCCUUAGGAUUUACUUUAAUGAUCCGAUCAGCGGAAAAAAGAUUAGCCAGUUUACCAAUUUACCGACAAACUAUGGCUGAAUCAAGAAGGAAUUCACUUUCUGGCUCAGAAAUUGGUUCAGACCCGACAAUGGAUAAUAACAAUCAACCAAUGCAACAAUCAACUGGACACGAUAAUCCAAAUCUAGAUUUACACGAGGAAUCAAAUGUCCAACAAUCAAUGAGAAACAAUCAACCAAAUGAAGCAGCAAUGUUAACUGUUAACAAACAAGAAUCAUUCCUUAAACCUCCUUCCUAGAUGAUUAAAUGAGGAAAAAAAAGAGGAAAAAGAAAGAGUUGGAAUUAUGAUAAUUAAUUGUUAAUUUUCUCGCUUACGAGUUAAUCAUCUCUUUUUUAUUUUCUUUUUUUGUAAAAUUUUUGUCAACCUUGUCUUCUUGUUCAUUUUAUCUCAUGGAUUAUCCAGAGAAAGGAAAAGCAAACUCUAAGCUGCUACUGAUUCUAUUCACAAUUCCAAUCGGUGAUUGCAAUUCGAUUUUCUUAAUCAUGUUAUAUUAUUUUCAAUUCUUUUUCCUCAUCUCCCUCCUUUACUUUUCCUUUGCUUAAACUUUAUCUCUCUCUCUCUCUCUCUCUCCCUUUAAUUUCAUUAUCAACUCCUUCGUUUACGUUUCUUUUUUUACCUUUUUCUUUUACUUUUUUAAUUCAACCUGAAAAAAGUAACACUAAUUGUAAACACACACACAAAUUUAAAUUGUAUUUCUGAUCAUGUCAAGGUUGAUUAGUCUUUCACUUGAUUAUUAUAAUGGAAAGUGUUGAAAGACAACAAUCAAUCAGUCUCACUAUUUAAACACACCAACAAAAAAACUCUGUAAUCAUGUUACCUCUGAUAUAUCUCUCUAAUUGUGUACUAAUUGUUACCCUUUUCCCUCAAUCUACUGUUAAUUGUGAACGUAAAUUCAGAUGACAAAUGGUAGAAACCAUGAUUAGAUUAACAUCGUACACAAAAUCGAGCCAAUUUAAUGGUAAUAAUAAUCAAUUUUCUGUUACCAAUACACAUCAAUACAAAUCAAAUUUGUAUAAAUCAAUUGACUGAAUAUUUUGCUCAAUUAAAUUAACAAACAAACAAACAACUCAAAUCCUAAAUCAGAAUGAAUAACAAUUAACUUUAAAUUUGGAAAAAAAUUUUUUUUUUCUUCUAAAUCUAAAGUAAUGGUAACAAUUUAUUUCCAAUUGUACUUGUUACCCUAAUUUAAUUUUCUUUUCAAUUAGAAAUGAAAACUGUUGUUAAUUGUAAACUUGCCUUUCAAUUACACUUAUCAUCACAAUUUAAUCCAUCACAAUUAACGAUCCAACCGGUUAAUCAUGAUCAGGUAACUUUGAAGGUCCAAUGUGUUUAAAAGUAAACAUGAUAAUCAUUGAUAACCUUGAUUAACUAAUAGAAUCUGUACAAGUUUCUGUCUCUCCAACAAUUUACGCAAUUUCUUAAUUGUCGUAAUUAAUAUAUAUUAAUUACUGUAAUAGUAAAAUACAAACACACAGUUAAUUGUAACUUCUAAUUGUUACCCAAUAAGUUUUACGUUCACUUUUCUUGUAAUCCGAUUGUUUAACUUUUAUGGAUAAAAUCAAUUGAAAACAGUAACAAUCAACUAAUUGUUUUCCAAAUUAAACUUGAAAGUAUUAAGUUAAUCAGUAUUUAGAAUAAUUGUAAAGACAAUUAAACAAACUGUUUCCAUUAGAAAACAAAGUUAAUUGUUGAUUAACUUUUCGAUAUCGAUACAAAGACUUGGAUCUAAAAUCCAGCUGAUAGGAAAAAGAUAUUUUUCUCAAUCUCAAAAAAAAGGUAAACAAUUGUUGUUAUUUUUAGUUAGUUGUAAUUACUAUUUGAUUUAAUUGAUUUUAAUCUUGGCAAUUAGAAGGAUGUAAAAGCUUCCGGAUGGAAACCUGAUUGACCUGACCUUUGAUUAGGGUUACUGAUUGUGUUACCAUUUUGUUUGUUGUUUGAUUGUUAAUAAGAGUUGGUUAAAUUUACUCUCUUAUUUUGAUUGUUAAUCUCUUAACCAUUUGAUCACCUUGGCACGUUUACAAUCAUAAUCAAGUGAAUUAGUACAAUUUAUGCUAUCGGGUGUUCGUCAUCAUCAUAAUCAUCAUCAUCAUCUUUAGCUAAUAAUAUAAGGAUUUCUUUAAUUUCAUGGGAAGAAGUUUCUUCAAAUGGUUUUCAAUACUCUCUCUCUCUCUCUCAGGGUAACUAACAUUAAGUAAAGGUCAGUUUGCUGAUUUCUUAAUUAAACUGGUUCUCAAUCUUGCUUUUCUACCUUCAUCAUCAUCACCAUCAUCAUUUCCACCACACAUUCAGCCAGUUUCAGUUCUGGAGGAGAAAGAAAGAGACAAGAGAAAGAGAGAAAUGAGAAUCAGAAUGAGAAUCUGGUUUAAGUGACAACACAGAAAAGAACAACAUUUCAAUGGUGAAUCUUUUUCUCUUCUUCUUCUUCCAUCAUCUUAUUUAAUCUUGUUCAUCUUCUCAAUCAUGGUCAUCAACUCCUAUGGUUCUCAAAAAGGUUAAUCAGUGUUUAAUUACCAAGUUAAUUUGAUUGAUCAAAAAAAAAAAAAAUAA
This is a messenger RNA of Panonychus citri (citrus red mite), 3450 nucleotides long. RefSeq lists its product as uncharacterized. The coding region runs from base 418 to 1140 and encodes 240 amino acids. Lineage: Eukaryota; Metazoa; Arthropoda; Arachnida; Trombidiformes; Tetranychidae. The transcript has 2 exons. The record is from RefSeq and is a predicted model, not a curated record.